GCGAGAUCCCGAUGACUGAGAUUUUCUUCUAAAAGUUGUUGUGGCAACACGACGCUGGCGGGAAUAGGUCCUUUGAAUAUUUUAUAUCAGUUUUGAGUGACCAGUUACCAGGAUGUCUGACAUCCACUCUACUGCCUUCAGGUAUGAGGCGGUCUGUACAGAGUUGGGCAUUGAACCAAACCCAUAUGUCACAUUGAUGUUUGAUAAAGAAAAGGAAGAAGCUGUGUUACUAAAGAAAAAAGGUGAAUUUAAGGAGUCUAUGGACCUGUACCUGGCCGGGAACAACAAGCUGCUGACGGACAAACGUCUGGUGGACAGUGAUGCAGAGGCUCUGUAUAAAACUCUGUGUAACAAUACAUACGUCGACGGUCUGGACCUCCGCUACAAUAACCUCACAAGUGUGGGUGCAAAACAUAUUGCAAAACUGCUCGAGGAGACGGUGACUCUGAAGUAUUUGAAUCUGAUGUGUAAUGACAUUGAGUCGGAGGGAGCGGAGGCAAUCGCCAAGGCCUUACAUAAAAAUGAGAGUUUGCGAGUGCUGAGAUUAAAUGGAAACAAGAUUGGGAACAGAGGAGGAAUGUGUUUUGCCCAGAUGUUACAAGUAAACAAAAUCUUAGAGGCUCUAGACCUGGGUGAUACCGACAUGACGAUUGAAGCAGUUAUUGCACUCCCCACAGUACUCUUCAGAAACAGUACCCUGAAGGCACUCAAUGUAAACAGACCCCUCAUUUUCAGCUGUCAGGAGGAGACAACUGUCCACUUUGCUAAGAUGCUCAAAGUGAAUACAUCAAUAGAAGAACUCCAUCUACAGAAAUAUGAUAUGAGAGAUUUUGGAGCGACACGAUUGGCUGAAAAUUUGAUGGCUAAUAUGACUUUCAACUAUCUAGAUCUCAGCUGCAAUAGAAUCACCCGAGAUGGGACAAAAGAACUUGCCAAAGUUUUGAAGAACAACACAUCCAUCAAAAUCCUUGAUCUAGGGUUCAACAGACUGGAAGAUGAUGGUGCUAUGCACUUGGCAGAGGCUAUAGCCACCUAUAACACUACACUAGAGACUUUGGUGGUGGCAAGUAAUGGCAUUGGAAACAAGGGCCUGUGUGCCCUGGCCGACGCCAUGAAGACCAACACAACCCUUACCAGUAUAUUCAUCUGGGGAAACAAGCUGGAAGAACCUGCCUGUAUUGCCUUUGCCAGUUUGCUGGAGAGUGGACGGUUGAAGCCAGAGAACACUGAUAUACAAGCCUAUGUUGUGGAUGGUGUUACUAAGCUGUGUGAACUCAGUAAUCAGAUCCGCCGCCAUUAUUACUGGGCUCCCAACUACGGCAGUGAUGUCCCAUCCUGGCAGCCAAGGGGCAAGAAUCCUCGCGGCUCCGAUGUUGUCAUCAUGAAAAACCUGACUGUGUACUGAUCUGAACAUUCAAUCUGAAAUUAUCUUAACAUCAAAGUGUCUCUAUGAUUUGUGAUUUUAUAAAAAUGUAUUUCAUUGGUUGUAUCCUUUGCACUAUUACCUUGAAAGUAAUGGACAAAUCAGUAUGAGAGAAAUAAUGAAAUACUUUUUUUGUAAAACAAUUUAAUUUUCCAAUAUUGUUAAUAUUUUAAAAGGUAUCUUAAAUAUCUUACAGUGAUUAUUGAUUUCAAAAGAUGUUUUUUGACAUAAACCUUUUACCUUUCAAAGUAAAAACAUUAUUGAAUUACUUUGUUAAAUAUAGGCAUUUAAGUCUACAUCUAUAGGCAAAUAUUGAGCCUACAUUGAUGGACAAUUGUGAGUGGAAGUCUUUGACCACCCCAAAACUGAAGUUACAGUAAAAGUUUAAACAAAUGAGAACUCUGUGUUACUGUGAUAAGCCAACAACUGCAACUAUUCUGUGAUAUUUUCUGAUAGAUGGUGUCUUAUGUAUAGUCAAUAUACAACCAGAAACCUAUGUGUUGUUGUUAGUACGAUACACAAAACAUGCUUUGAAUAUGUUAUAAAGAUAAAUAUUUAUUUUAUGUAAAUUCAAAACACAUGCUAUGUUAAUAUAUUUUUUUUGUUUACCUUAACCCU
This is a messenger RNA of Mizuhopecten yessoensis (Yesso scallop), 2041 nucleotides long. RefSeq names its product leucine-rich repeat-containing protein 34-like. Gene Ontology annotation, molecular function: protein binding. Lineage: Eukaryota; Metazoa; Mollusca; Bivalvia; Pectinida; Pectinidae. The coding region runs from base 113 to 1405 and encodes 430 amino acids. The transcript has 11 exons. The record is from RefSeq and is a predicted model, not a curated record.